UGAUGGCGCUGUUUCCAGCGUUUGCAGGGGAUGCGACUAACAAAGUCGAUGAGUCGCACAAAGAAUUAGACUGGCUUUCCAAUAAGAGCUUUAAGAUUGAGGAUGCCCUCUCUCUGCAUCAGCGGACUAUAGAAACCAGCAAGAGGGAAAACCAAGAGGAAUCAAGUUUAGGCAAAGACGGCGGUACUGGUGAGGAAGAGACAGAGGGAGAAGCUGACACACCACCCAAAAAGAAGAAGAAGAAGAAAGAGAAAAAGAGGAAAAAAAAGAAGCCCAAAAAGAAGAGUGGAAGGUCUUCUGGCAGCAGUGGGUCAGAUUCUGAAACCAUCUACCCUAGUGACCUCCAAAGGGAGAAGGAGAGAGAUAGUCCCCAGGCUGCUCCAGUUCCCAGUCGCUUCUUCUGGUUGGAUGACCUUCAGUCUCCCACAGAGCAUCUAUUCUGUAUAGACCAAAAACCUGACCAGGCCAACUGGACAUACAAGUCCUUGUACAGGGGAGACAUUGCCCGGUACAGGAGGAAGGGCAGUUCUUCGCUGGGUCUGGAUUAUCGCACCCAGGAAAUCAGCUGGGAGGAGAGCGAGCCAAAUAAGAAAAAGAAAGGCAAGGACAAGACGAAAGGGCCAGAGCGCUAUUACUCCACAGCUAAUUACCAGCAGCUGAGGUCUGAGCCUGCUGUGACUACAUUGCCCAGGAUUCCACAAGACAGUGAUGUCAGCAGCAGCACGUCCUUCCUCCCUCUGGUCGGUGAAGAAGAUGGCAAGGGCAAUACAGGUGAGAGAGGGCAGACAUCAUCGGUAAACCCUCUGGGUAUCUAUGAUACCUCAACCACACUCUGGCUGCAGGGGAAAGGACAGCAGGAGCAAACAGACAGCCAAAAGCAAGAUGCACAGAGCGAGCAGAGCGCCACCUCUCUGGCUAGACGGACCGAAGAGUUUAACAGGCGACUCAGAGAGCAGCCAGCAGACACCCAACUUUGGAUAGAAUUCAUACGUUACCAAGAUGAGCAGACCGCGGCGGUAUUUGGAGGCGAGCAGGAGCAGCAGGGGGAUUCGACAGACAGCCAUAAAUUAUCCUAUAGGGCUGUUCUGGAGAAGAAGCUGAGCAUAGCAGAGCGUGCGGUAGCCACCAACCCCGACUGUGCAGCUCUGCAGCUGGAGAGGCUCAAGAUCUGCCAAGAGCUCUGGGAGCCCUCUGCCCUCGUCAAAGAAUGGAAGAAACUGGUGUUCCUCCAUCCAAACAGUGCCCCCUUGUGGCAAGAGUACCUGCUGUUCACCCAGAGCCACUUCAGCACCUUCAGUGUGUCAAAGGUCAGCUCUGCCUAUGGGAAGUGUCUGAGCACGCUCAGUGCAGUGCAGGACGGCACCAUGGUGUCACACCCAGCUCUGCCGGGGACUGAGGAGGACAUGCUGGCUAUCUUCACCCAGCAGUGCCACUUCCUGCGUCAGUGUGGUCAGUCGGAGAAGGCAGUGGCUUUGUUUCAGGCUCAGAUAGACUUCACAUUCUACAAACCUGACAGCGUGCGAAACCUGUCUACUAAGCAGCAGGUCGAGUUCUUUGAGCCAUUCUGGGACAGCGGGGAGGGAAGGGUUGGGGAGAUGGGAGCAAGGGGAUGGAAAGCCUGGAUGCUCCAACAGGAGAGAGGGGGAUGGUUGCAGCCCAGUGCAGAGGAGGAGGACGAAGAAGAGGAGGAGGAGGAGGAGGUGAAGGACAGGAGCCUGCCCAGAUGGAGGAUCUGGCUUGAUGUGGAGUUUUCCAGAGAAGCGGCUCAUUGGCUGCCCUGGAGGCCUGACAAAGCCAAGGGCCAAUCAGAAGAGGACUGUGAGGACCCAGACAGACAGGUGUUGUUUGAUGACAUCGGCCCGUCGCUAAUUUGUCUGUCCUCUCCAGACCACCGCCUCCGUCUUCUUCUCGCCUUCUUGUCAUUCCUGGGUCUUCCCAUUGACUCUGUUCUCUCUGGCACCCCCUGUCAGCCCAGCCUGCUGCUGGAGGAGCUCUCUCUGCUCACUCAGGGUAAUGACCCCCAAAGACCUCUCACCUCAUUUGACCUCCCUGACCCUGGGGUCAGCUCAGUGGGUCACAUGACUACCCUUCAGGGAAGCAGGAAGUGGGCAGGGCUUGGGAAGCAGGGGGAGGGUUUUGUCACCAAUGUCUUCCAUAUGCUCCACCCAGUUCUCCCCACCAACCACCGAGCCAUCCUGUCACUCAGCUGGAUGCGGUAUGAGAAACUCAAGGUCCUUCGCUGCUUGUCCAGUGGCAGCAAGAAGCGCCUUCGCUUGCAGGGCAAAAGCAGCAAGCGGGUUGCAAAGCGCCUGCUCAAAGAGCCCGACAACCGCUCAUCGCUAGAGCUCUGGCAGGAAUACGCCCACCUUGAGUGGCUACUGGGUAAUCUUGACGACGCCCGCAAGGUGUUCUCCACAGCAGCCAGGAUGGGAGGAGCCAAAGGUCUGAACAAUGCUGCCUUCUGUGAUGUCUGCCUACUGUGGGCCCAGCUCGAGGUGGAGGAUGAAGAGAGAGGUGGAGGAAAAGUGAGGCAAGCUGAGGCGAGCAGCUCCCCUGCUGUGUGUGUGCUAACCAGAUUAGCAGAGGGAAGCUUCUCAUCCUCCUCCUCUUCCUUGGCUGAGCCUCUCUCUCCUGUCUCCAUUCUAAAAGCCAGGAGGUCAUAUGAACAGGUCCUGCAGACCAGCCUGUCUGUCUUGGAUCAAGAUCCCCAGAGCUCUCAGGCCAACACAAAAGAGGGGCAAGAAGAUUUACUAGGAGAGCGGUGGAGGCUGAGAGGCCUGGUGGGCUGCUAUGCUCUUUUCCAGUAUCUCACUGUGGGCAUCCAGGCUGCUAACACGGUCUACAGCCAGGCCAGGGAGAAGAUGGAGAGGCUGCACAGCAUGCUAACACAAGGCCUUGCAAAGAAGGCAAACUCUGGCGAAGGAGACAAUCACACUAAGCUAAAGGGUAAUCACAGCCCAACAGACUCCAACUGUGCUAGCAUGCAUUCUGCUAAAACGCUAGCUUGUGAGUGUGAGGCGUUAGCGGUGCAGCAGACGGCACUGGUACGAUUCCACACGAGCACCAGCGUGUUUCCUCUGGCAACACUCAGAAUGACCCUGACCUCCGCACUUUCCACCUGGCCCUGCAGCGCCACACUGUGGGCCACAUACAUACAGGUGGAGAACCGUUACCACAGCGCAGGCCGUGCGCGGCGUUUCUUCCACUCCGUAAUGAGGGGCAACAGUUACAUGGUGCCACGGCUCUUCGCCAUCGUUGCGGAACAACAGAGGAAGCAACUGUUGGAUGCUGCGCAAAGGUGUGGUUCCUAUGACGUUGUCUUGCCCAUCCUGCCAGAGCACGGCCUUAGCAACCGUAUCCAGGGCCUGUUUGAAAGCGCCAUAGCAACAAAGACGGGUGCCCACUGUCCUUUACUUUGGAGGAUGUAUAUGCUCUUCUUGGUGUCAGAAGGAAAAGUGGAUCAGGCUAGAGGGAUCUUCUACAAGGCUUUACAAAACAUUCCCUGGGCCAAGGGUCUGUACAUGGAUGCGGUGCAGCAGUUCCCUGAACAUCUGCAGGAGUUUUUAGAUCUAAUGACGGAAAAAGAACUCCGGCUCAGACUGCCAUUGGAAGAGUUGGACAUACUGCUGGAAGACUGAAUACACGAGACAGUCAUUCGAGACUUAGCUUAUGUGGACUUGAUUGGAAGUGGUACCACCCAUAUUUUUGGAAACACUGACUGGCAAGAGCGAGACCACGGGUUUUGGAACUGGUAAAAAAAAAAACUCACAUUGGAGGCUAAACAGUUGUUGCUUGCAUUAACGUCACCCAUAACGCAUACCAGUGUGUAUAUACAAACCACUGCUGUUUUGAACAGUGUAGUUACAAAAGAUGUCUGAAAGUAAUUUAUUUUUACACUCAACCACAAGAAAUGUCAAU
Molecule: messenger RNA, 3918 nt
Organism: Lampris incognitus (smalleye Pacific opah)
Lineage: Eukaryota; Metazoa; Chordata; Actinopteri; Lampriformes; Lampridae
Gene: nrde2
Product: NRDE-2, necessary for RNA interference, domain containing
Exons: 19
Coding region: 3-3638 (1211 amino acids)
Biological process (GO): regulatory ncRNA-mediated post-transcriptional gene silencing; negative regulation of RNA catabolic process
Cellular component (GO): catalytic step 2 spliceosome
Molecular function (GO): protein binding
Source: RefSeq, a predicted model, not a curated record